CUCUUAACUUAACUGUAUAGUAAUGGUGAAAUUGUCAAGAGUCCUGCAAAUUCGCUCUUUCUCCUCUCUCCGUCUCGUCGAUGAUGGCGUCUACAGUAGAGCAUUCGACUUGUAAAAACCAAUCAAAAUCAAACAAUCUCUCCGUGACCGGGAACACAGAACUCGAUAACUGGAUUCGGGUCAUCGAGUACAUUGCGAAAUUCAAAAACGAGCUCUGGAUGCUUCACGAUGUGUUUGAAAUGGGACCGAAGCAGCUUCCUGAGAACCUAGGUGAACAGACCAAUGAGAUGGUAGCUUUCAGAUGCUUAGCGUCUUUGUUUGAUUCCUCCACUUCUACAAAUGAUGUUGUUUCUGAUGCUGAGUUAAGGAUAGAGUUUGAUACAUCUCAGAGCUGUGAACAUGUACUUCAAUGUAUAUUAGAUGAGAUACCCUUGUCGGAGCUGAAACCAGGUGCACAGGGACUGUCAAAGUGGAAUCUUCUGCCCUUUAUCCAAAGCAAGCUUCUUUGCUUGCCAAAAUGUGCUUUGGAACUGAUGAUUGAAAGUGAGAAUGAUGCGGAAGUGUCCCCUUGUAAUGGGGAAGAGGAUAUGAGAAUUGAUGGCAAUGAGACCGAUCAAGUUACAUCUCCAAUGGCUGAUCCAGAAUCGUUUGGGCAUGGCCCUGUAGAUGGGGCUGAUGAGACUAGUAGAUCCCACCAUAGCCCUCCUGGAGAGGGAGCUGAGAUUUGUAGAUCCCAGGCGUCUCUCGAAAACAACGGAAGUGAUUGCUAUGUGUCAAGUCCCUCAGAGAAUAAUGUAUACAGGUGCAUUCAAUGCAAUCAGAGUGGGAAGCUCUUGUUCUGCUCUCGGGAUGGCUGUACAGUCAUGGUUCAUGAGAAAUGUGUUGUGGAUUCGCCGCCUGUUUACGAUGACGCUGGGAACUUCUACUGCUCUCUCUGUGCUUUGGGCUGUGUUUCAGCUGAGUAUCUCCAGUCUCAAGAGGAAGUUGCUAAAGCCAAGAAGAAAUUGCUUUCGUUUCUUAGUCUAAUGUCAAAUGUUAACAAGAAGAAACCCAUUUGAAGGUUAAAAGCCUUACUCAUUAAAGGAAAUUUACAUUUGCACUUGGUCUC
Messenger RNA from Brassica napus (rape), 1108 nucleotides. RefSeq lists its product as uncharacterized. The transcript has 4 exons. Lineage: Eukaryota; Viridiplantae; Streptophyta; Magnoliopsida; Brassicales; Brassicaceae. Bases 81 to 1058 code for a protein of 325 amino acids. The record is from RefSeq and is a predicted model, not a curated record.